AUGGUGGCCGUAAUCAGAUCCAACCUGUAUACGAGCCUGGGUGCCCUCACCCUUGGCGGGUUGACAUCUACCGCCCUGUCGGGCGUUGUCGGCAUGCAAGUCAUCCUGUACUUUCGGCUUUACGAGAAUGAUGCGCCCAUCCUGAAAGCGGUAGUACAGUCAGAAUUGCACCGCAAUUUACUCCUGAACGACUGCAGUUUCCUGGACAUCCUCCACACAUGCUUUGUCUGGGCGGCAGAUUGGAUGUACCUGGUAUCGUCGUUUGGAGACAUGAAUAUCACGGAUCAUGUGUUCUGGUGUGUUUCUCUACUCUCGCACAUAAACGAGCGCGGGGGUGCGUCCUAUGUCUGGGAAGUACUCAAAGAGCGUCGACUGAUUGCGCUGCGCAUCCAGCUCACCAUCGCGUUGACUGCGAUAACAACCUUCGUUGUACAUCUCAAGGGCAAUUAUUUCGUAACCGCGCCGAUUGUCAUCAUGGCUACUACUCGUGUUGCUGCUGACUUCUGUUCUAGUUUCGGCGAUUGGAUCCGGCUUGGGAGUUAUUUUGAAUUCUACACCCAUUACCGUUGGCUCUUCACGCUUGGUCUGGUUCUGUCUACCGUUGUCGACAUCAUCAUCACGUCCAGUCUCUGUCUCUAUCUCCGCAAGAGUCGCCAUGGGGGAACGGGGAGACUCGACCACAUCCUCAACUCAGUGACGCUUUACACGAUUGAGAAUGGCAUGAUGACCUGUAUCGGCACCGUUUUGUCUCUCGUUUUCUGGAUUGUCAAACCACACGCGCUCAUCUACCUCGCCCUGCACUUCGCCAUCGGCAAAUUGUACGCCAACUCGUUCCUCGCUUCUAUGAAUGCGCGCAAGCUGCUGCGCGUGCAAAAUGCGUCGAGCUCGGGCUCGGGGCACCGCCUCCCCGUCAUCUUCACGCACGGGCUCUCCGCCCGCGAUCGGCGCUCGUCGCCGGACGAGGUCGACCUCACGGGCACCAAGGUGCGUGCCCUGGCCGCCACGCCCGGAUCGAGCGCUACUGACGACGAGCUCCUGGGUGGGAUGCAGCUGCAAAUCACGGUGGACAAGACGGUCGACUACACGGCGGACGACGCGAUCCCUGCCUCGCCCUCGCGCCUGCCCCCGCACGACGCUAAGGGGCACUGA
Molecule: messenger RNA, 1149 nt
Organism: Postia placenta MAD-698-R-SB12
Lineage: Eukaryota; Fungi; Basidiomycota; Agaricomycetes; Polyporales; Adustoporiaceae
Exons: 15
Coding region: 1-1149 (382 amino acids)
Source: RefSeq, a predicted model, not a curated record